GAGCCAGGCCGUCCGAGUGAUGGUUGAGGAAAGUGGGUGGGCAGCGGCAACAAGGGCCGUGCGGGCCAGCCGGGAUUAGUGGCGGAAAGCCAAAGCGGAGGGAGAAGGGCCGUCUGCUUUCGACACAGGCUGGGGCUCAACAAGAUCCUAGUGGCGGCGGCGGAGAAGGAUAAUGAGGCAGGCGCAGGGCGUCGGCCCGGACAGCGGCCGGCAGCCCGCAGGCCGCGGAUUCCUGAGGAGCUCCACUUAGAUUCCCCGUCGGCCUGAGAGAAGGAGGGCGGGCGGGGGAGUGAAGAGAAUCGAGAAGAAGUGAGACGCCGUCAUUACGAGCCCGCCUGUUUCGCGGGGCGAUGCCGAUCACCGGCCGAUUGAAGGAGCGGGGCCGCGGGAUCCGACGGCGCCCGAUGGUUCCGGCGUCUCUUCACUGAGGAGAAGCCGCCGCCGCCGGGAGCGAAAGACAGCGCUGGGGUCAGCGCGGGGUCAGACCCGGGGAGGUGCACGCGUAGUGGGCAGCUCGCUGCAAACAUCACCGCUCGCCGCUGCAACUCUCACAUUCACGGGAGGCGGCAAGAUGUCUAAGUCGGCAGCGAAAGAGAAGAAAUCAUUCAGCAAGAAACUUUUCAGGCGGGGCUCGGCGCGCUCGGUCGGGAGUUUCAUGAGCCGGGUGUUGAAGACUCUCUCCACCCUUUCGCACUUCGGCACCGAGGAGUCAGCCGAAGAUGAAAAGGACGACGGCGGCUUCAAGAACUUCCGAACGGCGGGGGCCGGCGCGGCCAUGGGCAUGGGGAUCGGAUUGGGACCCGGGGUCGGUGUUGUCACCUCGGCCUCAUCCAUUAUCAUGAUGAUGAGCGGCGUCAACCACCAUGCCAUUGCAGGUCGCAGCGACUCGUCCGACAGUUGCUUUUCGCCGGCUCCCGGGGAUCGCUGGCAGCCACCGGGAGUGUCCGGCCUCAAAAACCACGGCAACACCUGCUUCAUGAACGCCGUGUUGCAAUGUCUGAGCAACACCGAACUCUUCGCCGAGUUUCUCGCCCUGGAACAGUAUCGGGACUUGGCGGUUAGCGGCCCGGACUCUCCCAAGCCAGGGGACUCCCGGGGUCGGGAGCUGGAGGACGAACAGCUAGAGCAAGAUAAGACCUCCAAAUCGAAUGGAGUUUUAUACCGAUCCAGAUGCCAGUCAGACUCCCGUGGAGAAGUUACCGAACAGCUCGCUUCCUUGGUCCGAGCCCUGUGGACUUCGGAGUACACCCCGCAACUGAGCCGGGAGUUUAAGAAUGUUGUAUCCAAGAAUGCUUUCCAGUAUCGUGGCAAUUCACAACAUGAUGCUCAAGAGUUCCUCCUGUGGCUUCUUGACAGAGUCCACGAAGACCUGAACAAUCUUGUUUUACCAAAUGGGAGGCCUCCUGCCAAGCCUCCGUUAACCGAGGAUGGGUUGUGUGAAGGGCCAGCUCUCCCAGCAAGGAGCAGCUUUAUACAGGAGCUCUUUCAAGCACAGUAUAGGUCUUCGUUGACAUGUCCCCAUUGUCAAAAACAGAGCAACACCUUUGACCCAUUUCUCUGCAUCUCUCUGCCUAUCCCUCCCCUUCAGACCCGGCCUUUGAACAUCACCGUGGUUUACGAAGGGAAAUGUUCACAUUGCAUGAGAAUAGGAGUAGCUGUUCCAUUGUCGGGUACAGUGAUCAAACUUCGCGAGGCAGUUUCACAAGAAACUAAAAUCCCCACAGAUCAGAUUGUACUAACGGAAAUCUAUUUUGAUGGAUUCCAUCGUACCUUCAGUGAUGGUGAUGCUUUGGACACUAUUCAUGAAAAUGACAGCAUUUACGCUUUCGAGACACCUGAUGUUUAUAUUGGCCAAAAAGCGAUGCUUACAAACCUAAAUCAGAACAAUGUCCAAUUCAGCACUUGUCACAGGUCUACUGUCUACUCUCAUGGAGGGAUGAAACAGAUCAAACUAGAGCGAGUGUACAAUAAGGGUUUGGGGUAUGAGAAAUCACUGCUGCUGGUGUGCAAUGCGUGCUUUACUGGGCAACAGGGUAAAAGGUUUGGUCAUCCCUUUGUGCUCUGCUUAGAUCAUAAAAUAACAUGGGAAGGACUGCAAAAAGCCAUUUUGGAUAAGAUGCGGCAUCUCUUCAGGCCAGGGAUGUUCACAGAGGUUGCACCCUUUAGCCUACGAGUGCUCGGAGGUGCUGUGGGGAAGUGCUACCUUUCACCCCAGGAAGAUUAUCCCCUGUGCCAAUUGGCAGCAGAAAGAGCGUGGAAUUCCUGCCGACCUGGUGGACCCCAGCACGUUAAGGUCAUUGUGGAAUGGGAUAGAGACACAAAAGAGUACUUGUUUGCGAGUGCUGAGGACGAGUAUGUGCCAGAUUCUGAAAGUGUUCGCCAACAGCAGCAGCUUCACCACCAGCCGCAGACGUACACCUUAUCUCAGUGCUUUCAUCUCUACACCAAAGAAGAACAGCUAGCACCAGAUGAUGCCUGGCGCUGCCCACACUGUAAGCAGCUCCAGCAGGGCAGUAUCAAGCUGAGUUUGUGGACACUUCCUGAUGUGCUUAUCAUCCAUUUGAAACGCUUUAAACAGGAGGGGGAUAAAAGGACGAAGCUGCAGAACCUGGUGAAGUUCCCUCUCACCGGCCUGGACAUGACACCACAUGUGGUGAAACGCAGUCAAAGCAGCUGGAGCCUCCCUUCUCACUGGUCACCAUGGAGACGGCCCUAUGGACUCGGCAGGGAUCCCGAAGACUACCUCUAUGAUCUGUAUGCAGUGUGCAAUCACCACGGCACCAUGCAUGGAGGCCAUUACACUGCUUACUGCAAGAACUCAGUGGAUGGACUCUGGUACUGUUUUGAUGACAGUGAAGUUCAGCAGCUCUUGGAUGAAGAUGUCUGCAAGCAGACUGCCUACAUCCUGUUCUACCAGCGGCGAAGCACUAUCCCUUCCUGGUCAGCAAACAGUUCUUUAGCAGGUUCUACCAGUUCAUCUCUCUGCGAGCAUUGGGUGAAUCGUCUCACAGGCAGCAAGCAACCUAGCAUCACAUCCACGGCAUCUUCUCGCCGGACAUCUCUCGUCUCGCUUUCUGAAUCGGUGGAGUUUACGCAGGAUCGCAGCGAUCAGGAUGACGGUGGCUUUUCUACUCGCCCUUUUGUGAGGAGCGUCCAACGCCAGAGCCUGUCAUCCAGAUCCUCAUUUGCGAGCCCCUUGGCACUCAAUGAGAACGGAGUUAAAUCUCAGAGGACAUUAUCAAGUAAACUGCACAUGCGGUCCAACUCUCCAUCACCGUUCUCCUUCGAGUCACCCACUCACAGCCCGUCUCCAACAGCAGAUCUACGGGGUCACAAGAGCCCCAACAUGGGCACUCCCCCACUUCAAGGUCAGGAGGAAACCUCUGCCAGUGUCUCUGGAAGGGCACCCCUUGCUGUCAUGGAAGGUUCGGUCCGAGAGGAAGAGGUGGGAGGUGUGGGGAAACCAGCUGGACAGAGAUCUGCUUUACCCCUCAAUAAAGUACUUGACUCGGGAGGCAUGGACAAGCUGAAUCCUUUGGAUGAUGCUGCUGCGGACAAGAAAAGCACACCAAAUUUGAGCAGCCCUCGGGUUGCUAACACAAGUGCUGCAUCUUUGGGUGAAGAGCAAAAGCAAAGGCAAGGCGUGAUGGGAGCAGCUAAUACAGAGAGUCCACAGAGGAAGUCUGGUUCCAGAGUGCCUCCUGAACAGGCUAAAGGCUCUUUAGCCAAACCUCAACUAACUCUGUCUUCAUCUCUCAAGAACCCCCUGAAGGCUUCUAUUGCACACGAAAAGGGUGAAACGAAAGCCGGAACCCGGCGCUCUACAUCAGGCACGGUUCUCCGAAAGGAGGUGGAUAAAAAUCAACAGCUGACGGGUUUAUCCGCCUCUCAACAGAAACCGAAGAUACCCCCGACUUCCCCGCAGUCGCCUUCGCCAACACGUAAAAAAGUACUAGGAAGGUCCAAAACUGCCGAGGGCCACUCGAAACGCAGUCCAUCUCCCGAAAAACGCAAGUUGACAUCUUCGAAAGCCAACAGCACGGGCAAGUUGGCGCACGCUAAGCCAGGGAGCCGAUUGGAGAACAGAAGACUGAGGAAUUCAAGUAGCAGCUCCUCCGUGACAGAAGCAAAGUCCUCGGACACUAACUCGAGAACUGACUUGAGAAGAGACAGCAGCAGGUCCGACGACAAAGGCCUGUCGUUCUUUCGGGCUGCACUGAGGCAGAAAGAGAGCCGGAGGUCGGCCGAUCUGGGGAAGAGCAACAUUCUUGCCAAGAAGACAGCAGAUGGACCUUCCAGGGUGGCAAGCAAAAAAAUCUCGAGUGAAGGUCCAUCCAAGGAGGGCAGGCGGUUGACGAGCGAACAGCCCCCUACUGCAUCAGCCUCUGCUCUGGCACUGACUGGGAAAACCACGCCACGAGGGAAGCAAUCGAGCAGGGAAGCCACCCCCACCAAGUAUCCAUUACUUCCUGCUGCCAAAUCCAAGUCAUCCUCGCCAGAUGUAGGAACUCAAUCUCCAUCAGUCAGAAAGAAGCCCGGAGAAAAGACAUUUAAAUCCAGAAAGAUUGUUACUAGCAGCAUGCAGUCAUCUGCUCGUCAUAACAAAAAGUAAUGUGAAAAUCAAAUCAGAAGGAAAAACACUUCUCCAAAAUUGCUAGUCUGGCGUUGUUUCUGCAACACUUUACUUUCUCUAUGCCUCCCUCUUGCUUUUCCUCUCCUAACCCUAAUUUUUAAACAAGCUUAAUCUUGGAGGAAGAUUUUGUUUUGCAUUUAAUGUGCCUACAUUGGUGACAAAAGCUAUUGAUUUAGGCACCUUUUGUUGUGCCAUCAAACCAAAUGAUUGCCACAUGACAUAGGCGUGUGGUGUGAGGAUCAUGCAGCUUGCUCAUCAUUGCCAUCCUCCUCCUUCCCACCAAUUCUGGAGAUUUCCCUUCUUUGGUGGGUUUUAAUGCAGCACUUUGUAUUGACCUUCAGACUUGCUUUUGUUGCAGAAUAACACUGUGUACUGUUCAAUGAAUGAUUUGAUUUUAAAUUUUUUUUAUAAAUGUUCUUUUUAAAUCUAAUAACUGCUGCACGCUCUGAAGAAGCCAUCGUUAAAUAAUCAAUUUCUUUUUCCCCUAUAGCAUUUGUUUGCUUAAUGCCAUGUUAACACCUUGCUGUCCAUUCACAGUACUGUUCAACAGCAAGUCUCAGGUUAACAUGCAAGGAAUAAAUGGGAGCAAUAACAAUUUCAAUUGGAAUAUGCCCACUUUCUGAAACAAUGACAGGCCCCAUGUGCUAGCAACCUUUUUUGCUGCAGAAGGAAAAGUGAUUGAGAUGGAAUGUAACAAUAUGCAAUGCUCCUAUCAUAGUUCUUUUGUUGUUUGGUUCAAUCCCAAAUCAGUAUAUCACACGUGGUUUAGUGGUUACAAACAGCUUGAAUGACAUCUGAUUCAUGAGUUGGAUUUUAACAACACUUGUGGCUUCUGAUACCAUGAGCUGAAAAUGUGGAUCUCCAGGUUAUCCAAAGGCUUGAAAACCAUGCAAAAAUCCUUCAGUCUUGGUUCAAGUGUCAUAACUGGUCUAAGACUGAUCUCCCAGAUUGCCACCGUUUUAUUGCUUGAAAUGAAACAAUGACACCUGGUUGCAGAGUUCUCACUCUGCUAUAAUAAUUCAGUACUUGGAAAAAGAGUUCAGCUGAAUUGCUGUUUGGCCAGAAGCACACGCUGACCCGUACACCCAAGACUGUGGGAAGGUAUUUGUGGACACACUACGCUUAUUGUAGAUCCUGUGCCUUUGAAAGACGGCUGUUCCUGGUUGCCAAGCAACAAAGAUAAUCAGAAAAGUUUCCAUAUGCUUAUUAAUCCAAUGAUAUCACAGC
This is a messenger RNA of Leucoraja erinaceus (little skate), 5860 nucleotides long. It is a transcript of the gene usp31, whose product is annotated as ubiquitin specific peptidase 31. The transcript has 17 exons. Gene Ontology annotation, biological process: protein deubiquitination. The coding region runs from base 572 to 4612 and encodes 1346 amino acids. Lineage: Eukaryota; Metazoa; Chordata; Chondrichthyes; Rajiformes; Rajidae. The record is from RefSeq and is a predicted model, not a curated record. Gene Ontology annotation, molecular function: cysteine-type deubiquitinase activity.